UUGUGAUAAACUUAUUAAAUAGAUAUUGAUUGAAAUUUAACUUGCCUGUAUCACAAUGACGAAUGAACCAUUGUCGAAAAAGAUCAAGCUCUCAGAAAAUAACGUAGAAGCUAACAAGGAACGCGAAGCAGAGACGCAAGCAGCAAUAGAGAAAAUCGAUGAACUGCAAUCAGAAUUAGAUGCAUUGAACGAUAAAGCCAGUGAGGAAAUCUUGCAGGUUGAAAGAAAAUACAACAAGUUGCGAGAGCCGUAUUACUCAAAGCGAGGUGGUGAAAUCUCAACAAUUCAAGGCUUCUGGGUCACAGCAUUUCUGAACCACCCGCAGAUAUCGGCACUGUUGUCCGAGGAGGAUGAGAAGGCGCUGGCGUACAUGGAGAACCUUUCUGUGAAAGAGAAUGACGACAUUAAGUCUGGCUACAAGGUUGUGUUCACGUUCAGAGAAAACCCAUACUUUUCUAACAGUCUAAUAGAGAAGGAAAUCAAAUUGAACGAGGAAGGAGAGCUGGUGGGAAGUGCGACCAAAAUAGACUGGAAGGAGGGCCAGUCUCUUGUGAGUCAGACACCGCAGCCGAACCAGCCACAGAAUGAGGCAGGUGGCGUGGACAGUUUCUUCCAUUGGUUCUCAGAGGAGGCUUCCUCCGGGCUGGGUCAGGACGAGUUGGGGGAGAUUAUCAAGGAUGACAUCUGGCCGAACCCACUGCAGUACUACUUGGCCACGGAAGAAGGCGACGAAGACGGAGAUGGCGAGGAGGAGUUCGGAGAUGAGGAUGACGAAGAUGACGAUGAUGAGGAUGGGGAUGGCGCAGCUGACGGAGAGGAAGAUGGCGAGGGUGCGGAAGGCAACUAGUCUUUUUCACCAUCGCUUUUCACAAUUCCCGUCUCUGCGAGGCAUGUCUAGCACAAAGCAAUUUAAGCCCCACUCUAGGCCCAAUGUCUUAUUCUAAUUAAAGUUCCCCAAUCGAUUUCAAUGACUUAUUCGACUGGCGCCUACUAUCUCUAUCGUCGGCUGGUUGAUCUUGCGGUCCACAAUGAAAUAUCGAAUUCGACAAAACGGAACCUACACCUUGAAAAGCUGCUAGUCAUAAACUGGGUCAUAUUUUUAUGCACUUCGUCGGUUUAGUGCUUUGUCAGUGGCUAGUUUUACCUUCUGAUUAUUUUAAACCUGAAGUAUGUCCUCUGUGACUGACUUGCGAAUGUAAAACAAUCCACUGCUCAAUGCGAAUUGUUGUUUAUUUUAUUUUUUGAGGCUACCUUUCAGCGUCGCCAUGUUUGUAACUUCUUGAUGUAUUGUUGACUUCUAAUAAUUUCAAGUUCCGUUUCAAAAUUA
Messenger RNA from Symsagittifera roscoffensis, 1327 nucleotides. RefSeq names its product protein SET-like. Gene Ontology annotation, biological process: nucleosome assembly. Gene Ontology annotation, cellular component: chromatin; nucleus. Bases 56 to 847 code for a protein of 263 amino acids. Lineage: Eukaryota; Metazoa; Xenacoelomorpha; Acoela; Convolutidae. Gene Ontology annotation, molecular function: histone binding; chromatin binding. The transcript has 3 exons. The record is from RefSeq and is a predicted model, not a curated record.